This is a messenger RNA of Cyprinus carpio (common carp), 1907 nucleotides long. RefSeq names its product calcium and integrin-binding family member 2. The record is from RefSeq and is a predicted model, not a curated record. NCBI's taxonomy places the organism in Eukaryota, Metazoa, Chordata, Actinopteri, Cypriniformes, Cyprinidae. Gene Ontology annotation, molecular function: calcium ion binding.
AUUAAUCUUAACAUUUAUAUUUUAGAAGUUUUAUUUGUUUUAAAAUGUUAGUUUUUAUUAGUAAUUACCGCACAAAUAAUUUAAAUAAUAAUGCCAGGCUAUCAUUAUAAUUUUUUGUUAAAAGUGUACUUUCAUAGUAUUAAUGAAAUGUAGAUAUUUGCGUAUAUUAAUAUGAGAUAGUCUGUCCUGUUUUCAGUGUGUUCAGUGCUGCCCCCUGGUGGUGUGAAGUGUUAAAAUCGGUUCUAGAAUCGUUUUCAUUGACAAUUCAGUCAGAGUGAGAGCGAACAGCGACAGGACAGGAGUAUAUGCCGCGCGACAAACAAGUGUAACGUUUCUUGAGCUGUUAAAGUAUUUAUGGAGAGUGUCGCCUUUACCACCGACAGGCAUAGGCUACUUCAGGAAGGACUGAAAUUUCAUGCUGCCUCCCAAUUUUCUCGGCUGGCCAAACCGUGGACAUAAAUGCCUAGAACAGAGAAGACCAAUGUGAUGCAUCUGCACGAGAGGAAAAUCACUCGACUAAGAUGGGUAAUAAACAAACGAUAUUUACUGAUGAACAGCUAGACGCCUAUCAGGACUGCACCUUCUUUACCCGAAAGGAAAUUCUUCGCUUGCAUGGAAGAUACCACGAGCUGGCUCCACAUUUGGUUCCUAUGGACUACACCAACGACCCUGAUGUUAAAGUCCCUUUAGCUCUCAUAGUCAACAUGCCGGAACUGAAGGAGAAUCCAUUCAGGAAUCGUAUUGUGGAAUCGUUUUCUGAAGACGGCCAGGGAAACCUCAGCUUCAACGACUUUGUAGACAUGUUUUCGGUUCUCAGCGAAAUGGCUCCCAGAGAACUGAAAGCCAUUUAUGCUUUUAAAAUAUAUGACUUUAAUGUGGAUAAUUACAUCUGCAAGGAGGACUUAGAAAAGACUCUAAACAGGUUAACGAAGGAGGAGCUAACACCAGAGGAGGUUAAUCUGGUGUGUGAGAAGGCCAUUGAGGAGGCCGACCUAGAUGGAGACAACAAGCUCUCCUUUGCCGACUUUGAGAACAUGAUCUCCAGGGCUCCUGACUUUUUAAGCACCUUCCAUAUACGAAUCUAAAAUGGAUUCAGUGGAGGACACCAAUGCUGAUGUUCCUUGAUCAGACAAGUCCACAUCGGAGGAUAAAUGUCUACUGUUGUUUUCCUUUCAUUUUUGGAAGCACACUUGACAGGAUUACAGACGAAUGCAUGGCUGUUUCUUCACCAAUGAAAAGUUUGGAUCAGAAAUACCUUUUGUUUUCAGAGAGAGGAAAUGGAAGAUUAAGGCCUUUUGUGGGUUUGACCCACACACCUCGUCCUGGAGUAAAACUAAUGCGGAUGUAAACCACUUUUAUGGGCUUCUACCAAUGUCUGUGGCACAUUGGACACAAAUUUAACUCACUCUCACACUUUUAAAACUCUAAUUUGGGAUCAAAUAAAUCAUGGGACGAUUUUCAUUCAGGAAGGGACAAACAAACUGGACAAGAGAGUGAGAGAGAGGGCCACAAGCACAUUAUUGGUAUCAGCACCACUGAAACAGUUUUUUUUUUCUACAGCUAUGCAAUCUUUCUCUAUAAAAUGCAUGAAUUAGAUUACAUUCCCCACCUUUUCCUGUUUCCUAAUGUCCCUACAGCUUCACCAUUUCACAAACUAAAUGCUUAUAGAACUGGAGCAUGACGACAAUCAUAUCUAAAUGUUCUCCAGUUGAAUGAAGGGCUCUGUCAUCAUAUGUUCUCUAAUUGUCUUUGUCAUUUACUCUCCAUGUAUUCGUCCCGCCCGCUGAUCCCUCUAUCCCUUCUGUCCUAACUUGAGGUGUUAGCGUCAAAAUGUCUCUUACCUUUUUUUCAGUAUUUGAUGUAAUAGAGGGCAUUUGACUUUUAAUAAAGAUUUUCUGUCAAUUGUU